CCAAAUUAAAGAUAGCGGUAUUGCUAAGAAAUAGAUAGUGCUGAAAUGGGUCGUACAUGUGACAUGGUUGGAUGUACAAAUUCAAAUUAUAAAACCAAAGCAAUAAGCUAUCAUAGCCUACCGUCAGACGAACUGUUAAGAGGGAAAUGGUUAGAUGCCAUCAAUGCCAAUGGAGGAUUUCGGCAAUCGAAAACGAGAAAGAAAACACACAACUGCGAUAAUACGUAUGUGUGUGGGGUCCAUUUCUCAGAUGAUUGCUAUGUUUCAACAGCGAAACAAAAACAUUUGAAACCAACAGCUAUUCCAACAUUCCCACCUGUCGAGAAACGAGGCUGUCACGAAAAAACCAAAUCAAAGGAUCCUGCAGAAGAUGACAACUAUAGGAUAAGUGUAAAUCAAAUGCAAUUACAAAUGACAUAUGAGCUAUCUGAAGAAGAUUCACCCAAAGUCAAACAAACAGUGAGCACCAAAUCAAAGAUGAAAAAGGUAAUUGCCAACAAAUCUAAGAAGAGUAGGUCUCCAAUCUUGUCAGGUGAUUUAUCUGAUGAUAUUAUCCAACAGUGUAGGAGGAACAGCAUGAUUACUCAUCUAAGUCAUAAUGAUGGAGUGCCUAUUAUGCAUCCAUUUACAUCUGCCACAACCCAGCCUAUUGAAAUUUCAAGCAACGAAGGGGAGUCUGCCACCACACUUGAACAGCUGGAGAGUGACAUCAGCAAUGGCUACAGAACACUGGAAACAAUUGACCUUUACUUACAGCAGCUUUUCCAAGAAAAGCAAGAAUUGGAACAUGAAGAGGCAUUGAUGCGUUUGUUUGAUCUAAAGGAGGAGAUCCACAGCCAGCUUGUUCAUAGAAAACAAGAACAAUUGACAAAAGAAAUGGCGUGGACAGAAGAACAAGAAUCUGUUUAUGACCUACAAAGGAAUUUGGUGAAUGAUGAUAAAAAUGUAGAACAUUUAAGGGAAAUGGAAAAAAUCCUGGCUGAACGAGAGGAGGAAAUCAGACAAUUGAGACAGUCCACGAAUGAUGAGAUUUGCACCCUAGAAGAGAAACUAAAAAGUAUUGAGCGUCGCAUUUCGGAAUUUAAAGAAAAUAGAAUAUCAAAGUUGGAAGAACUGUUAAGUCAGGAAUCAAUCUUGCAAAUGAAAAAGAAGGACCACAUUGAAGAUCUCAAGCAAAAAAUAGAUGCAUCUAAAGUACUUGAAAUUAAGUUAAUCCAACUUAAAGCCAGGGAACGAUUACACAGAUUAAAUUGCCUAACUUUAUAGUCCCCAUUCUGACAGGAUGGAUGCCAGUGUCUGCAAUCGAUUCAAAACUUGAGCCUAUUUGCAUUGAUACACA
Molecule: messenger RNA, 1339 nt
Organism: Daphnia carinata
Lineage: Eukaryota; Metazoa; Arthropoda; Branchiopoda; Diplostraca; Daphniidae
Exons: 4
Coding region: 46-1266 (406 amino acids)
Molecular function (GO): sequence-specific DNA binding
Source: RefSeq, a predicted model, not a curated record